AUUGGAGAUGAUUUCUUCUUUCCCAGAAGGUUCUGUAAUUCUGUAGUGGAUGAGCUUUAUGUGUAAAUGAGGUUAGAUACAAGGACGUGUGUGUUAGUGUUUCUGUAGGAAAGCUUGUAGCAAAUUGAUGGCGUAGUCUCUAACACUAUUGUUCUGUAUUUGAUUCAAAUUUCGUUCCUUGAAUGUGAUUAUGCCACACUUUGGACAUAGAGUGGUAUUAUUAGCUGAUUGUUUGUUGAAUUUAUCCAAGGCUUCAAAAUAUAAGCGUGGUAGAUAUUUUUGUAUUAUUGAGUAACACAGGAAGAUCUCAGAAGAUGUGCAGCAGUUGGGACCACUCUUUUGCUACAUGGAAACCUAAUAAUAAACUGCCAUGUCUCAGGAUUGACUGUCACUUGGUAACUUAAAGCAUAGUUUUAAAGCCUGUUAAAAGUUGCUCUUAUCAGUAUGCAUUUUUUAUGGAUUUGAUUAUACUUUUUUAUGUUAUUGUUCCUCAAAUCCUCAGUCUUUUCUCUCCUUAUGUUUUCAGGGAUAACUUGAGAAUUCAUUUCUCUUUUGCCAUACCAGUCUCCAGUUUUUUUGCAUCUAAAUCGGUUGUGUAAGCAACGAAUUGGAAGCACACACAACUAACCCUGAGCAUAUCUGGACAUCACAUGGAAUGUCAAUGCUACUAUUGGAGAAAGCCAGGUCAUUGCAUAAGUAAUGAUAUGUACCUAUGUUUUUGUUUAAGAGGACUGGGAAUCAAAGCCUUUUCUAAUGGCAUCACUGAACCCUACGGCUGCAAAUUCGUUUUCAUCUGCUUCGUCAAUUGUCUUGUAGAGGAUAAAGAUGCUGGAGCUAAAUGAAUAUCUGGUUAACAAAAAUAUCUCUUCCUUCAGUUUAGAGAGCAAUCCAAUAAUGAAAUGUAAAGAAAUUAUAUCUUGUCAAUUCAACGCCAGCAUCAUACAUCGUUUCAAUUUCUCUGCAUUUACAAGAGACGUUGGUAGCUGCUGUGGUGGUCUUAAUUAAUGUCAUCGGACUUUACCCUAUGCGUCUACUUCUAACCUAAUGUAACUUGAUAAUUGGUAUACAGUGAUUUCUUGAGUCCUUAUCCUGGUGGUCGAGUUUGGACCGCUGAAGCUCUGUCCUUGUUGACUCGUCAAGCAUCAGGACAAUGACAUAUUAUAAGUGCAUAAUGUUGCUUUGCAGCCUACCAUAAACAGUUAACUACUGA
This is a messenger RNA of Rubroshorea leprosula, 1210 nucleotides long. NCBI's taxonomy places the organism in Eukaryota, Viridiplantae, Streptophyta, Magnoliopsida, Malvales, Dipterocarpaceae. The record is from the annotation of a GenBank genome assembly.